AUGUGGGAAAAAGUCACAAAAGAAUUUAAUUGUAUGUCUCCGGGUAACAACAAAAGAUCGACAGAAGUUUUAAAAAUAUUUUAUGAGAAUAACAAAAAAAAAUUGAGAAAAAAAACUGCAAAUAAGAAAAUCCAUAUUAAAGGUACAGGCGGAGGCCCGCCAGAUAAUAUUAAGGAUGAUCCAACAAAUGAUCUACUUUUGUCGAUCAUGAAUGAGAAGACGGUUUAUGGCCUGAAAUGUUCAUGGGGGGAGAUGUCAUUAGCGAGUCUGAGAAUGAUAAACCUGAUCUGCCUAGUGCCAGUUAUUAUACAUAAUAAAAAUGUAGAAAUCGUUUAUGAGAAUAUAGGCAAGUCUAAUUCACCACCAUCUUUGGCUACGGAUUCUUACAAUGCAGAAAUUAUCAAUGAAGAAUUAUCACAAGACAAUGUAUUUUUUAUGGUGCCAGUUUAUUGA
Molecule: messenger RNA, 453 nt
Organism: Psylliodes chrysocephalus
Lineage: Eukaryota; Metazoa; Arthropoda; Insecta; Coleoptera; Chrysomelidae
Source: the annotation of a GenBank genome assembly